GUGGAUAGGGCAAAACUGAUAUAGUAAACUAAUUAUAUGCCUCUUGACUUAAAUAUAUCCGAUCUGCAAGUUUUUUGUUCACUGAAUUUUCGGUGGCAUCUGUCUACCUUCAUCAGAGUGAAAAUGGAUGUGUUUACGUGCUGGAACACGUGCGCAGAGUUAAAACUGGAACAGGAGUAUAAGCGCGCGGAAAGACUUUUCUUUCAUUAAUUCACCGCGUUUGCGUCCAUCGUUGAGUGCCACGACUCUAAAAAGUGUCUCUUGGUAUAGCUUGUUAUUCCUCUUUCGAAGAUCGUGGCGUCUCUUGGGUGGAUGUCAUGAUCAGUUCUAUGCGUGUGUUGUUUUAUCGCUGAUUCUCCGUUGCACGCAGGCGCGGCCAGGAUCAUGUUCGGCUCCGCGUGAACUCCAUGAGCGCUUAAUUUACCCACGUAUGUAAACGGGCAGUCGUUACAUUUAACUUUGUAAACAAUUUUUGGUCUUUGAUGGUCCUGUGGCCUAUCUUUCGGUUUAUUAAAGAUUUGGCCGAGCGUUCGUCAUGGUCUGAACGCCGUACGAACCGAACACGAUCCUGGUCGCGACAACCACCGACCCCUUCAUGAUCUUGAAGAUUUACAAUGUAAAAAAAAAAAAAAAUGCGUUAUGAUAACUUUAGCUUAAAACACCGCAUAAAUUUAGGUUACCAUAAAUAUGAAAUAUCGUGAUUAAUGAUUAGACUGAUUUUGAUUUCUUCUUUCUUUCAGAUGCGUAAACUUUUCCUUCACGACUACGAUGCGAGCGGGAAAUUAUUUUUGGGCGGGCUGAACACUAAGACUAUUAAUGAUGCCAUUACGCUUCACCCUAUUAAAGAUCCUGCCUACAUGUAUCGUAUGCACGUGCACUUUAACAACGAACGCAUUCAAGAUCUUCAACAGCAAGGAGUAAAGCUCCAACAUGUUUUACGGAACAUGGAUCGUUUGCUACAAGCAAACAAAUUGUCCCUUCACGAGAAACGUGGCCUUCAAGAUGAAAGAGAUCUUCAUCAUCAGUUGGCUACAAAUAGCAGUGAAAAAUGGGAAAUGUUUACUUCCACAUCAUUUUACCCUGAGGUCAGCUUAAAAGCGCCAUAUACCAAGAUCCGUGGCGAACUGAAAAUUGAAGUCAACAAUAUUCUGGAGAAAGCAAAGGAAUUUGUAAAGGAAGAGUUCUGGAAGAAUCCACAUCUUGGAACGUUGAAGUACCAGCAAAUAAAUUAUGGUUAUAGGCGUUUCCACCCCUUGUAUGGCAUACAACACGUCGUACAGGUGACAGUCAGUAGUACAAAGAAACAUCGCAGCAAAACAAUUGGUCAAAUGGAAACUACUCAGCACAUUUCACUCAAGAGAAGCUUCUAUACCCAACAGCCGUUUGCAAAUUUGAGAUAUACUACUGAGCCCCUUGCAAGGAUGCCCCCUUAUGUACACUUCAUCGUCCCCUUAGAAGGGCGUCUGGAAACGUUCCGUCGUUUCAUGAAAAAUUUUGAAUUGGUCUGUCUCAAAGUACUUCAGAGAGUCAAGCUGGUAGUCGCAUAUUCUUCUUCUGUGUCUUCUCCUCAUGAACACAAAGUUAUCAUGAAGGAAUACCAAGAGAAAUAUCCCGAAGCAGAACUUAUUUGGCUUGACGUUGCGGGUACCUUUUCUCGCGGGAUAGCACUUUCUGUCGCAGCAACUAAAUUUGAUCAAACAGCCUUGUUGUUCUUGUGUGAUGUUGACUUGAUCUUUAACUUGGAAUUUAUUGAUCGCUGUCGACUGAACACAGCGCUUGGUAAGCGAGUUUACUUUCCAAUAAUGUUUUCUCAGUUUGACCCUGAACUAACAUACGGCAAGAAAACCAAGCCCGACUCGCACUUCACGAUUAAUAAAGAUGCAGGAAUUUGGAGGUCAUUCUCGUACGGACCCGCAUGCAUUUAUCAUCAAGAUAUGGAUGCUGUUGGAGGAUUUGACACAAGCAUUAAAGGCUGGGGAUUGGAAGACGCCGAUCUUUUUGAGAAGUUUGUAGCUCAUCCAGAGAUUGAGGUGUUUCGCGCAGCUGAUCCCGGUGUAAUACAUGUUUAUCAUAAAAUAAAUUGCGAUCCAAAUCUUUCCGUUAUACAAUACACUCAGUGUCAAGACAAGCCAAUGAAAACUUCGAAAUCAAGACAAUCAGUUAUAAGUGCCAUCUAUCAUCGGAAUUCGAAUUUUAUGAAGGCUUUCAAAUUUUCUCUCUCUGCUGAAAUACAUGCACGAUUGUACAACAAAUAUCGUGAUUUUGUCCUGGACAUCUAA
Messenger RNA from Orbicella faveolata, 2279 nucleotides. RefSeq names its product chondroitin sulfate synthase 1-like. The record is from RefSeq and is a predicted model, not a curated record. Lineage: Eukaryota; Metazoa; Cnidaria; Anthozoa; Scleractinia; Merulinidae.